Drosophila sechellia is the source of this 1974-nucleotide messenger RNA. RefSeq lists its product as uncharacterized. The coding region runs from base 10 to 1896 and encodes 628 amino acids. The transcript has 2 exons. The record is from RefSeq and is a predicted model, not a curated record. Lineage: Eukaryota; Metazoa; Arthropoda; Insecta; Diptera; Drosophilidae.
ACUUUAGCAAUGAAAGUCCUUGUGAUCCUGAUUUUAUGCCUUAUGGCAAUCGCAUGUCUGGCGGACGUUUCUCAUGUGAAACACCUCAAGCACCAGCGGCAUCAUCACACCAGGGAUCACGAAGAUGACGAUGAGGAGUCCCAUUACCUACCUCCCCACGAGGAAAAGGAGGUGGAGCAACCUUAUUACAAGAAGGAAAAGCAUACUAGUGAAAAGGUUGUUUACCACAAGGAAGAGGAGCACGAGGAGCCCAAAUACUACCAGGAGCAUAAGGAGCAUCACCAUGAAGAGCCCAAAAAACAGAGAGUGGAUCACUACCAUCACUAUGACAAGAAGCCAGAAGUAAAAACCCAGCACAUCCACUACAAGCAUAGCAAGCCCCAUGUUCGUACGGAUUACAAUCAGGACUUGUUCACCCCAGCUGCUACCCAAGUGGUUUAUCGCCGCCGUCGUCCUAGUCGAAUUCUAUACGCCAGUGCCCCCAACUCGGUCUUCCAUACCCACACGCAGAUCAACGUGCAAUCCCAGGACUCGGAAUUGAAUUCCCUUACUCGACCAGAUCUUGCACAAGGAGCGCAGGAUGCUGCUGGGGCUCAAGCACCGACUGGAGCUCAGGCACCAGGCUUUCGACCCAACUGCCAGUUUGUCGGACCUGGAAACGUACCACCUGGCUGUGGACCCUCCGAUCCCAUAGGUGCUCAGCUACCAGCAAGUGCUUUGGCACCCACUGGUGCUAAUCUUCCGGCCAAUCAACCUGUUGCCGGCGGACAAUUGGCUGUUCUGGGUAACGGUCAGCGACCUCCACGUCCAGGUGGCUAUGGAGGUGGAUAUGGCAACCGACUGAACUUUUUCGUUGAUCCUUCGCUGGGCGCUCAGUUGGGAGCCAUAGGAAAUGCUGGAGCUGGAAAUCAACAGGCUGCCGUAGGAGGUCAGCUUGCGGGAGGAGCUCAACUUGGAGGAAGCCAAGGAUUCGACCCUUCUUUUGGUGCCCAAGCAGCUGCCGGAGGUCCAUUUAACACUGGGUUUGGAGCUGGUCAAGCUCAAAGACCUGUGCAAAACCAAUAUGAUCCCAAUCUUCAGCUAGGUGGCCCUUUUGAUCCUUCUUUAGGUGCUCAAUUGGGCGCAGGUCAGGGUGCUUCUAACCAAAGACCAAGUGGACAGGGAGCAUUUGAUCCUUCUACGGGUGCUCAAUUGGGCGCAGGUCAGGGUAUUAACCAGAGACCAAGUGCACAGGGAGCAUUUGAUCCUUCGACAGGUGCCCAACUAGGAGCUGGACAGGGUAUUUCUAACCAGAGACCCAAUGCACAAGCACCCUUUGAUCCCGCUUCGGGCGCUCAACUUGGAGCUGGACAAGGCGUGCCUAACCAGCGACCCAAUGCAGCUGGACAGGGAGCUAUUGAUCCCAAUCAGGGACAGUCCGACCCCUCCAGUGGAGCCCAAUUGGCAGCGGGACAAGUUCCACGCCUCAACAACCGACGACAGCGUAAUCGAUCCAACUACCAGGGCCUCAAUGUGCUAAAUGGAAACGUUUUCGGACAACCCCAUCUCCAGGGACCCACAAAUGCGCUGGGAAAUCAACAGGACACCAACAUCAUAGACGGCAACUUCUACAGCGAUCCCCAUCAUGGACACCAGCGGGCUUUGGUAUCGGUUAAUCCCAAUCAGCGUUCAGUCCUUAUACCCGAUGACGAUGAUGCAGACGAUGAUGGGCAGCUAGGAUUUCUGGGGUUUGCGGCCAGUAACAGGCAGUCCUCUUAUGUGGUUGCUCCCAAAAAACUGCGAUCUCAGAGGAAGCGAAACAAUGUGGAUCUUAAAACAUCUGCAUCGGAGUACGACACUGAUUAUCGUGAGGAUGGCUAUCACUACCAGAAGCCCAAACAGUCUUUCGAGUUCUAAGUAUUUUAAAACAGAACAUAUUAUACUAUAAAUUAAAUCAUACUUAUCAGCAUUUGCUACAAGAGCAUACACAACAAA